Messenger RNA from Nicotiana tabacum (common tobacco), 609 nucleotides. Lineage: Eukaryota; Viridiplantae; Streptophyta; Magnoliopsida; Solanales; Solanaceae. The record is from RefSeq and is a predicted model, not a curated record.
AUGGGAAGAAAGAGUAAUGGUCGGAAAAAAAUUGACAUGGUGAAGAUACAAAAUGAGAGAAACUUACAAGCGAGUUUCUCUAGACGACACGCUGGUCUCUUCAAGAAGGCUAGUGAACUUUGUACACUAAGUGGUGCUGAAGUUGCUUUAGUGGGUUUUUCCCUCGGCAACAAAGUUUACUCGUUUGGCCACCCCUAUAUGGAUUUGGUCAUGGUUCGAUGUCGCACUUGCGACAGUGGGUUCGCAAUCAAUUGCGGACUAGGGCUCGCAUUUGCGAACCCUGAUAGCCUCAUAAAACCUCGCAUUUGCAAGAAAAGGCUUCACAAAUCGAAGUUGGGAGUUUGGCAAAUGCGAAUAAAUGUUCGCAAUUCUGAACCAAGGCAAAUCUGGAAGACUUCGCAAAUGCGAAGGGAUGACACAAUUGCGGCAACUGAGCCCCACUAUCACCUUCUCAAUUUCAAUGAAAAUGCAUUAACUGGUACUACAACCCAAAUGGAUAAUGCUACAGAGGCUAAUAUGAACUUAUUGGUACAAGUUGGUGAAAACUUGUCGAAGAAACCAGUUUCCAAAGAGAAUCCUGAAACCAAUGAGGAAGCUCUAAAGAAGUAA